UUUGUCUCUGUCUCUCCUCUGUCUCUCUGUCCCUCUCUCUGUCUCUGUCUUUGUCUCUCUCUCUGUCUCUCCUCUCUCUGUGUCUCUCUCUGUCUCUGUCUGUCUCUCUGCCUCUCUGUGUCUCUCUGUCUCUGUCUCUCUGUCUCUCUCUCUGUCUCUGUCUCUCCUGUCUCUCUGUGUCUCUCUCUGUCUCUCUGUCUCUGUCUUUCUGUCUCUCUCUCACUGUCUCUCUCUCUCUGUCUCUCUCUGUCUCUGUCUCUGUCUCUCUCUGUCUCUGUCUCUCUCUGUCUCUCUGUCUUUGUCCCUCCUCUGUCUCUCUGUGUCUCUCUCUGUGUCUUUCUGUCUCUGUCUCUCUGUCUCUCACCGUCUCUCUCUGUCUCUCUGUCUCUGUCUCUCUCACCGUCUCUGUCUCUCUCUGUCUCUCUGUCUCCACACACAGCAUACAUAACAACUAUAUCAUGAGCAACUUUGUCUUCCCACGGUACAAACUGAAAUAUCUUUGGCAAAUACGUAUCCGACUAUACUGUGAAGAAAUAUUUACGUGAAAAAAGAACGCGGAGAUCUGAUAAAGCAACAGUUCAGCUCACAGCGAGGUCCUCUGUAGGACCUCGGUUGGUGGGAAGAGGCGAGAGAGCCUGCCCGUGCGUCCCACAUGGAGACGUCUGGAUUGGAAACUACCGAAAAAUGUUUCAAGGGACUCUCUCUGGGUGACACGCUGGUUUUCAGACAUUUGAUUCAGCUGCUGCAGUUUCCUCCUCCCUGACACAGGAACUGAACUGCAGGCCACGGCGAGCCAGCCAGGGAAACCGCCUUCUCCAGCCACAGCCGGCGGGGCCCUGGGCUCGGAGCUGCUGCUGGUUCUGGAGGGAGAGACCCCAGCAAGGAGGUGGUGACUCACUGGGCCGCUCCUCCCCGCCCCGGCCCGCCCCUCCCGCCCUCCCGCCCUCUGCUCUCACUCUGGCUGGGAGCAGAAGGCAGCCUCGGUCUCUGGGCGGCGGCGGCGGCCCUCCCUGCCCUGGCCGCGCUGUGUGGUGACCGCAGGCCCGAGACAUGAGGGCGGCCCGUGCUCUGCUGCCCCUGCUGCUGCAGGCCUGCUGGACAGCCGCGCAGGAUGAGCCGGAGACCCCGAGGGCCGUGGCCUUCCAGGACUGCCCCGUGGACCUGUUCUUUGUGCUGGACACCUCUGAGAGUGUGGCCCUCAGGCUGAAGCCCUACGGGGCCCUCGUGGACAAAGUCAAGUCCUUCACCAAGCGCUUCAUCGACAACCUGAGGGACAGGUACUACCGCUGUGACCGAAACCUGGUGUGGAACGCAGGCGCGCUGCACUACAGUGACGAGGUGGAGAUCAUCCAAGGCCUCACGCGCAUGCCUGGCGGCCGCGACGCACUCAAAAGCAGCGUGGACGCGGUCAAGUACUUUGGGAAGGGCACCUACACCGACUGCGCCAUCAAGAAGGGGCUGGAGCAGCUCCUCGUGGGGGGCUCCCACCUGAAGGAGAAUAAGUACCUGAUUGUGGUGACCGACGGGCACCCCCUGGAGGGCUACAAGGAACCCUGUGGGGGGCUGGAGGAUGCUGUGAACGAGGCCAAGCACCUGGGCGUCAAAGUCUUCUCGGUGGCCAUCACACCUGACCACCUGGAGCCGCGUCUGAGCAUCAUCGCCACGGACCACACGUACCGGCGCAACUUCACGGCGGCUGACUGGGGCCAGAGCCGCGACGCAGAGGAGGCCAUCAGCCAGACCAUCGACACCAUCGUGGACAUGAUUAAAAAUAACGUGGAGCAAGUGUGCUGCUCCUUCGAAUGCCAGCCUGCAAGAGGACCUCCGGGGCUCCGGGGCGACCCCGGCUUUGAGGGAGAACGAGGCAAGCCGGGGCUCCCAGGAGAGAAGGGAGAAGCCGGAGAUCCUGGAAGGCCCGGGGACCUCGGACCUGUUGGGUACCAGGGGAUGAAGGGAGAAAAAGGGAGCCGUGGGGAGAAGGGCUCCAGGGGACCCAAGGGCUACAAGGGAGAGAAGGGCAAGCGUGGCAUCGACGGGGUGGACGGCGUGAAGGGGGAGAUGGGGUACCCAGGCCUGCCAGGCUGCAAGGGCUCGCCCGGGUUUGACGGCAUUCAAGGACCCCCCGGCCCCAAGGGAGACCCCGGCGCCUUUGGACUGAAAGGAGAAAAGGGCGAGCCUGGAGCUGACGGGGAGGCGGGGAGACCAGGGAGCUCGGGACCACCUGGAGACGAGGGCCAGCCGGGAGAGCCUGGUCCCCCCGGAGAGAAAGGAGAGGCGGGCGACGAGGGGAACCCAGGACCUGACGGUGCCCCCGGGGAGCGGGGCGGCCCUGGAGAGAGAGGACCACGGGGGACCCCAGGCACGCGGGGACCAAGAGGAGACCCUGGUGAAGCUGGCCCGCAGGGUGAUCAGGGAAGAGAAGGCCCCGUUGGUGUCCCUGGAGACCCGGGCGAGGCUGGCCCUAUCGGACCUAAAGGCUACCGAGGCGAUGAGGGUCCCCCAGGGUCCGAGGGUGCCAGAGGAGCCCCAGGACCUGCCGGACCCCCUGGAGACCCCGGGCUGAUGGGUGAAAGGGGAGAAGACGGCCCCGCUGGAAACGGCACCGAGGGCUUCCCUGGCUUCCCCGGGUAUCCGGGCAACAGGGGCCCUCCCGGGAUAAACGGCACGAAGGGCUACCCCGGCCUCAAGGGGGACGAGGGAGAAGCCGGGGACCCCGGAGACGAUAACAACGACAUUGCACCCCGAGGAGUCAAAGGAGCAAAGGGGUACCGGGGUCCCGAGGGCCCCCAGGGUCCCCCAGGACACCAAGGACCGCCUGGGCCGGACGAAUGCGAGAUUUUGGACAUCAUCAUGAAAAUGUGCUCUUGCUGUGAAUGCAAGUGCGGCCCCAUCGACCUCCUGUUCGUGCUGGACAGCUCGGAGAGCAUUGGCCUGCAGAACUUCGAGAUUGCCAAGGACUUCGUCGUCAAGGUCAUCGACCGGCUGAGCCGGGACGAGCUGGUCAAGUUCGAGCCAGGGCAGUCGUACGCGGGUGUGGUGCAGUACAGCCACAGCCAGAUGCAAGAGCACGUGAGCCUGCGCAGCCCCAGCAUCCGGAACGUGCAGGAGCUCAAGGAAGCCAUCAAGAGCCUGCAGUGGAUGGCGGGCGGCACCUUCACGGGGGAGGCCCUGCAGUACACGCGGGACCAGCUGCUGCCGCCCAGCCCAAACAACCGCAUCGCCCUGGUCAUCACUGACGGGCGCUCAGACACUCAGAGGGACACCACACCGCUCAACGUGCUCUGCAGCCCCGGCAUCCAGGUGGUCUCCGUGGGCAUCAAAGACGUGUUUGACUUCGUCCCAGGCUCCGACCAGCUCAAUGUCAUUUCUUGCCAAGGCCUGGCACCGUCCCAGGGCCGGCCCGGCCUCUCGCUGGUCAAGGAGAACUACGCAGAGCUGCUGGAGGAUGCCUUCCUGAAGAAUGUCACCGCCCAGAUCUGCAUAGACAAGAAGUGUCCAGAUUACACCUGCCCCAUCACGUUCUCCUCCCCGGCUGACAUCACCAUCCUGCUGGACGGCUCCGCCAGCGUGGGCAGCCACAACUUUGACACCACCAAGCGCUUCGCCAAGCGCCUGGCCGAGCGCUUCCUCACAGCGGGCAGGACGGACCCCGCCCACGACGUGCGGGUGGCAGUGGUGCAGUACAGCGGCACGGGCCAGCAGCGCCCAGAGCGGGCAUCGCUGCAGUUCCUGCAGAACUACACAGCCCUGGCCAGUGCCGUCGAUGCCAUGGACUUUAUCAACGACGCCACCGACGUCAACGAUGCCCUGGGCUAUGUGACCCGCUUCUACCGCGAGGCCUCGUCCGGCGCUGCUAAGAAGAGGCUGCUGCUCUUCUCAGAUGGCAACUCACAGGGCGCCACGCCCGCUGCCAUCGAGAAGGCCGUGCAGGAAGCCCAGCGGGCAGGCAUCGAGAUCUUCGUGGUGGUCGUGGGCCGCCAGGUGAAUGAGCCCCACAUCCGCGUCCUGGUCACCGGCAAGACGGCCGAGUACGACGUGGCCUACGGCGAGCGCCACCUGUUCCGUGUCCCCAGCUACCAGGCCCUGCUCCGUGGUGUCUUCCACCAGACAGUCUCCAGGAAGGUGGCGCUGGGCUAGCCCACCCCGCACGCCGGCACCAAACCCUGUCCUCCCACCCCUCCCCACUCAUCACUAAACAGAGUAAAAUGUGAUGCGAAUUUUGCCGACCAACCUGAUUCGCUAGAUUUUUUUAAGGAAAAGCUUGGAAAGCCAGGACACAACGCUGCUGCCUGCUUUGUGCAGGGCCCUCUGGGGCUCAGCCCUGAGCUGGCCUCACCUGGGUUCCCCACCCCGGGCUCUCCUGCCCUGCCCUCCUGCCCGCCCUCCCUCCUGCCCGCGCAGCUCCUUCCCUAGGCACCUCUGUGCUGCGUCCCACCAGCCUGAGCAAGACGCCCUCUCGGGGCCCGUGCUGCACUAGCCUGCCUCUCCUCUGUCCCCAUAGCUGGCUUUUCCCACCAAUCCUCACCUAACAGUUACUUUACAAUUAAACUCAAAGCAAGCUCUUCUCAGCUUGGGGCAGCCAUUGGCCUCUGUCUCGUUUUGGGAAACCAAGCUCAGGAGGCCGUUGUAGACAUAAAUCUCGGCGACUCAGCCCUGUCUCCUGAGGGUCCUGCUGGUGACCGGCCUGGACCUUGGCCCCACAGCCCUGGAGGCCGCUGCUGACCAGCACUGACCCCGAUCUCAGAGAGUACUCGCAGGGGCGCUGGCUGCACUCAAGACCCUCGAGAUUAACGGUGCUAACCCCAUCUGCUCCUCCCUCCCGCAGAGACUGGGGCCUGGACUGGACAUGAGAGCCCCUUGGUGCCACAGAGGGCUGUGUCUUACUAGAAACAACGCAAACCUCUCCUUCCUCAGAAUAGUGAUGUGUUCAACGUUUUAUCAAAGGCCCCCUUUCUAUGUUCAUGUUAGUUUUGCUCCUUCUGUGUUUUUUUCUGAACCAUAUCCAUGUCGCGACUUUUCCAAAUAAAGGUUUUCUCUCCUC
Messenger RNA from Gorilla gorilla gorilla (western lowland gorilla), 5041 nucleotides. RefSeq names its product collagen type VI alpha 1 chain (gene COL6A1). The record is from RefSeq and is a predicted model, not a curated record. NCBI's taxonomy places the organism in Eukaryota, Metazoa, Chordata, Mammalia, Primates, Hominidae. The coding region runs from base 1051 to 4137 and encodes 1028 amino acids. The transcript has 35 exons.